GCCCAAACAGACCUCCGCGCUUUGCCGAUCUGAUCGCCGAUUAUUCUCCUCGUCCAUGAUCGCCGAUCCCCCGCGAUGCCGAACCCGUGGAAGAAGCCCCGGCCCGGCGGAGGCAGAGGCGGCGGCGUAUCUCGGUUACUCGCCGGCAUCAGGCCCCACCGCGGCGGGUCGCUCGUCGUGCAGACCGGCUUCCCUACCUCCCUCGCUGACCUAUUCGUCAAGAACCGCGGCCGCUUGAGGAAGCCCUCCCGGAAGAGGAAACCCCCUUCUGAAUCCGAUUCUGCGGCUUCCGAACCCCCCGCCGUAACGUCUCCUUUGGUCGGUGGCCCUCUGCCCGAGGCAUCCUCUGUCGGCCGAUCCAUUCCGGUGGCGGCGGAUGGCUUCCCGUCGUUGCCUGAUUCCAAUGAAACGAAGCACAGGCGCCUCGGGAUCGUGUUUGGCCUUCUUUUCAUAAUGACGUUGGUUUUGGUGGUUCUGGCCAUGGAAAGGAAGAUGCUUGUUGCGGGGUUCACGCUCUCUGCGCUGGCUUUAUGGCUGCUCGAUUCGAUCGGGUAUCGGGCUCUAUGGUUCUCGAAGCCGUGCUCGGAAGCGACGACGAGGUUGAACUCGGUCGUCGGAGGAUGGGAAUUUGAAGGACGAGGAGUGGUUUCUCCUAUCAGGGAAGUUGGGAUUGAUAGCUGUUCGGAUACGGUAAGAUCAGAGAGUAGCUCGCUGGAAUCUAUUGAUUGGAAGCAGGGGACGGAGGUUUUGUUGGAAAGGAAGGAUCUUGCCGGGACAGGGAAGAUUUCCCUCGUGCGUGAUCUUAGUUCUAAGGGCAACUCAAAGGCAAAGAAGCUAUUUAGGAAGUUAAUCCCAAAGAAGCAUCGUGCGCAAAAGCACGGUAAUGAUGAAAAAGAGCUUUCUUUGGAUUUGAGUGGAAGAGGUAGCAUUACAGAAAUAGAAGAGGAGAAUCCGAAAGCGAGCAAUAGAGAUUAUGAAGCAGUGCAUAGUGUUAGAGAUGUUCUAAACAUGAAUGCCUCUGAUAGUGUGACCGAUCAUGACAAACAGGAUGUUGAAUUUAUUCGAGAAAAUGGUCAUGAAAUUAGAUCGAGGAGCUCCCAACAAUUGGUCUUCUGUGCAGUAGUUCUUCUGGGGCUUUUGGGCGGCAAGAUUGUGGCCCUUGUUCUAACUGUUUCGUGGUUUCUGUUUAGCAAAUCAAUCAAAUCCUUGUUGAAGAAAGAAAGAGAUUUGGUUGUUUGAUUGUACAAUACAAUUUUUUCCGGUCUCUUAGCAUCAUGUUGGUGAUGGGGCUUUUUGUAUAUCAAAUUAUUUCAGCCGUGAAAGCUUAGCAUCAUGUUGGUGACUCAAGCGAAGAUGUAUAUGGUAUUGUACACAAAAGGUGGAAUGAAAAUUCAGAUGUUAAUUACUGCUAAUUCUAGCUGCGUUUUUUAUAGUUUAGCUCAUCUGGUAAUAUUGCUACAUUUGAUUGCUCUAUAUGCACUUUUAUUCAGCGAUGCCUGAAGUGUGAGAAAAUUAUCGUCUGAAAAAUUAACAACUAUUGCAGGCUACCGUAACUGCUUCUGCUUUUAGGCUUUUAAGCCAAACCUCUUUACUCUUUAUUUGUUGUAAUUUUUUGUCAGAAAUUCCUGUCUUGCAUCUCAGUCUUGUUCUAUUUUCAAUAACUUUUCAGGAUAAUAAUGUUCUCUUGCCAAUACUUUUUUCAUGAGUUUUUUAAGUAAAAAACUCUUGACAAUCUUGGAUUUUUUAACCUGUUAGACCAUAGUUCGUCUCCACUUACCUGUUAUACAUUCACCAUAACCUGUAUUAAGGAUGAAAAGCUAUCUCUUCUUACGAACUGUAUAUAACAAGUUUCUUUUCCUCGCUUAUUAUUAGAAAAAUUAGAGAAGCAACCUACAGAAUCAAGUCAGUCACAUAUAUAAAUGAAUUAAUUUAAUCAUAUAUUUAAUUGAAAAUUCUUAUCCCUUAACCAGGCCUAAGGGUUACCAUGUCCGUAAGCAUAAAAUAUAAGGGCAUUUGCUUGACCUAGGCACAUCUGUACAAAUGAAGGAAUCAGUCACUCCACUUGCCAAGUUUUUGAGUUUGGGAAAAGUACAAGUUCAUUGUCUGGCUUACCAUGGUCUUGUCCUCUUAAAUUAGUCAUUGCUGUACUAAAUUUCUAGGUGGAAUUCCUAUUGUAAAACUUUUGCUGGUUUGAUGGAUGCUGCUAACAGAAAUCAACAGUGUUUUAAUCUUAUUGGUGUAUCAUACGAAAAGGAGAGUAAGGAUUGCAAAAUCAUGACAUGUUGCCCAUACCAACUUAUAUAUAUUGGCCCAAGCAACACACUGACCUGUGUAUAGUAAUGUGAAAGUGUUGAAACCCCUUAAAUCAAUUGAUGCAGAUCACCAGUUUUAAGCCAAUAAUGUUAUUGCAAGCAGCGACAUGAUAGCUAUCUUAUUUCCAUCUGGCUUUAUCAUAUUCCUUGUUGCUUGUUGAAUGACCCUCUUUCUUCCCAGUCUGGAGAAGAGAGGCGAUUCUUGCAUGCCUCUUAUAGUAAAAUCCCUUGUUAAUCCGGCUGCUAAUUGUGUUCUACUUUAAUGUAUGUUCUGAUGUCCCGAUGGGCAAUGUGCUCUGAGAAGUUGCUGUUAUGAUCAGGGCUGCUGGAGCAAUUCUCGAAAACAAAGCAUUGUCUCAGUCAGUCUUCUACUUAUGAGCUGAAGUCAGAUUCGUUUACAGUUGCAAAGCUACCUAUCGUUGUGUCAGAUGAUGGAAUCCUUGGUGGAAACCUAUUCAUCGCUCAAUAAUCAGGUUACAUUUCUUGUUUAUCUCUUCUUCAUGCCUCCGUGGACCUGGAAUCGUGGUUCAAAUGCUUGGGGUAUCUAUAAUGCUUUUCUAGAGGAAUAGUUUGAAGUUGUCGAACCAUAUGUUAAACAGAGAAAUCACUAGAAGAAGCUGGUGCUGAAUGUAAAGUACUGCAGACAAGUUUCUCCAAUUUCAUAUUCCGAAAAUCUAACAUCUCAAAGAUCAGCAUUAAAUCUCUCAGUAUUGGCAUGUCUUGUGGAACUUACCAUACCAUUUCGUUUGUAACUUACCAUGUUGACUGGUAGGUUGUCAGGAGGCCAAGAUUGCUAGAAUUGAUAUAACUGAGUUGUCACUGCAGUAUCAGAAAUAGUUGAUGCUACUCGAGUUCUUCUAAUCAGAUUGACACAAGUUUCUGCAGAAGGGUUCAAACCAGAUGCUUGUCAGAGAUGUGAAACUUUCUUGGAUGCUUGUUCAAGUUGAGGGAGACACUUUCGUGGUCAUCGGGGACUUCUGGAACACCAACAAAAUCAGCUGAAACUUCACGUUUGCAUACUUGUCUUAUGUGACUUUUUUUUUUUAAUGUAGUAACAUGUUUCAGAAACAAAUCUUACAUGUCGCCUUUUGUUGUCCGUCAAUUUGAUCAUUAGACAAGUUUACCUCUGAUGUAUGUAGCGGAUUGAACCUAAGCAACUAGGAGUAUCUUACUAAUGGUGUAACAUCUCGAAACUUUAUUUUCAA
Messenger RNA from Musa acuminata AAA Group (dessert banana), 3517 nucleotides. RefSeq lists its product as uncharacterized. The record is from RefSeq and is a predicted model, not a curated record. The coding region runs from base 76 to 1239 and encodes 387 amino acids. The transcript has 2 exons. NCBI's taxonomy places the organism in Eukaryota, Viridiplantae, Streptophyta, Magnoliopsida, Zingiberales, Musaceae.